AAAUUAAUGCCGAUGAUUUUGAAAUGAGAUAUUCGACGAGUAGGUGUCCACAUACACUACAUUACCAAAAGUAUCUCAACAUCAAACGCUGCUUUUCAUUACUGACUAGCAGAUGUCACUAAAAAAGCUCAGAGUAAUUAGCAAUUUUCUGCACAAUUUGGUGAAAUGCAGCGUUGACAUGCUAUUCGGAACGAGGAAACUCGGACAUUUCUGACUCGCUAAUUGGAUGAACGCGCACGUGUAUAAGUACAACCAAUUAGCAAGUCGGACGUUUCCUAUUUCGGACAAGCACGUGAAUGCUUCGGUUUCUCAUCACUAGUUUGAAGCCAAUAGUGCUACAGUUAACUCUCUCUCGCGCUAGGUUUAACUAGUUGACAAAUAGGCUAUUAUUUGCAAAGACUAGAAAGUAGAAAUAAAAUCCUUCUCGUCACCCACUUAGCUUCAAAAUCCCUCCAACGAACAAACUGGCACGUACACUUCCGCCACACUUUUAUAAGUUCCGCAACCACACCUACGUCAGUAUUAUGCGCCACAGGCUUGCGCGAGAGCGCAAUAACUUCAGAGACAUAUUAGUAUUAGAGACAUGUUAGUAUUAUGAGCCAUAUUAGGUACACCUUAAUAUGGAUGAGUGAUAUAACAGACGAUAACUUUGACAAUACACAAUCGAAUGGUUCUCGCUGAGUAAUUUGGUCCAACCGUGGUGAUGAUGGACUCCGCUGAGAGGUUAUUCUCAGUACCACAGGGGCUACCUUCUGCUUGGGACACUGUAACUGCAGCUCUGGUGUCUCCAGUGUCCAAUGACUACACAAUGUCUGAUGGGUCUCUCUGUGAGGGGCUUAGCCUGUUGUGCUCAAAUGGUCUGGGUCAGUUUCUGGAGGGAUGGCUCCUGGAGACUCUGCAGGUGCGUUUGACCACUGCAGUGGCCCCUGAGUUUUGGGCUGGACUGAAGCAGCCAGAGAAUGAACUUGGGGAGAAGGAUAGGGCCAGGAUCCUACUCAUUGCCUUCCGUACCCUUUUGGACAGACUAGAACCUUUCCUAGGAGGGUUGGAGAGGCUGGGUACCUGGCAGGAUGAGGGCCGGGGUGGUCUGUGUGGCCCUGGGGCCAGGGGUCUCCGGGAGAGGGCCUUUUCCGUCAUCAGGGCCAUUCUACUGUUCUCCCCCUCGGCUGUCCUCCAGAUGAGAAUACUGGAGUUCUACAGCAGGACCUUCUCUGUGCACAUGAGCCAGAAGGGGGAGGCUGAGGAAGGGGGCAGGGGGCCUGAUGGGGGUGUCUGUCUGGGCUGCACUGUCCCCACUCAGCAGUGCUGGUGUCAGGAGGCCCUGGAGCAGCUGCAAGAGCUCAGCCACAUACUGUCCAGGUUGCAGCUAUUGGAGCGGGUUAGUUCAGAGGCAGUGACGUCCAUCUUACACAAACUGAUUGAGCAGCGGAUGGAGCAGCACUGCAGGGGGGAGUACGAGAGCUCUUUCCUCUUCAGCUUUCAGGAGUGGCUAGAGCUGGUGUUAGGCUGGUUGAGCAGGGUGUUUGCCAGUGAAGAGGGUGGACUGGGUACGGUGCCCAAUAGCACAGGCAGCAGGGCUGGGGAGGUGGGCCAGCCAGCCAACGCCGUGCUGCAGCGCUGGAGGUGUCACAUGCACCAGUUCUUCUGCAGGAUCUAUGUCAACAUGAGGAUCGAGGAGCUCUUCAGCAUCAUUAGAGAUUUCCCUGAGUCAAAGCCUGCCAUUGAGGACCUCAAAUUCUGUCUAGAGAGAACCAAUCAGAGGCAGCAGCUCCUCACCUCCCUUAAGACAGCCUUUGAGACCCGUCUGCUUCACCCAGGAGUCCAUACCUCUGACAUCAUCACUGUAUACAUCUCAGCCAUAAAGGCCCUACGGGAGCUGGACCCAUCUAUGGUCAUCCUGCAGGUUGCCUGCCAACCAAUCCGCAAGUACCUCAGGACGCGGGAGGACACGGUACGUCAGAUAGUGGCCAGCCUUACUGGGGACGCGGAGGGCUGCAGUGACCUGGCCAAUGAGCUGUCCCGUGCCGACCCUGUGACCCUGGAGACCCAGGACAGUGAGGACGAGGGCAGCGACCCAGAGGAAUGGACCCCAGACCCUAAGGAUGCUGUCACAGACAAGACAGGCUCCAAGCGGCGUUCGUCUGACAUCAUCAGUCUUCUGGUCAGCAUAUACGGUAGUAAAGAGAUCUUCAUAGAUGAGUACAGAACUGUCCUGGCAGACAGACUUCUCCACCAGUUCAACUACAAUACCGCCAGGGAGAUACGUAACGUGGAGUUACUCAAGCUGCGAUUCGGAGAGUCCCACAUGCACUACUGUGAAGUGAUGCUGAAGGACGUGGCUGACUCACGGAGGAUCAACACCAACAUCCGUGAAGAGGAGUCCAGGCUAGGUGAGGAGGAGCAGCCCCCCAUGGCCCUGACUGCCAUGAUCCUGUCCUCUGAGUUCUGGCCCACGCUGAAGGAGGAGAAGAUGGAGCUCCCGCUCCUGGCCUCCCAGGCCAUGGAGGCCUACACACACCGCUAUGAGAAACUCAAGGCGAUGAGGACACUGAGCUGGAAGCCUCAUCUGGGCUCAGUGACACUAGAUGUGGAGCUGGAGGACAGGACUCUGACUAACCUGACUGUGUCCCCCAUCCACGCUGCCAUCAUCCUGCACUUCCAGGACAAAAGCUCGUGGACUCUGGAGGAGCUGAGUGGGGUCCUGGGGGUGCCGCAGGAGGUGGCGAGAAGGAAGCUGGCUCUGUGGCAGCAGCAGGGGGUCCUGAAGGAGGAGGCUGGGGGACACUACUCUAUCCUGGAGACCGGCUCGUCCCGGGAGAAACCUGAGAGAGGGGAGAUGCUGAUCGACAGCGACGAGGAGGGAGACUCCAAUACCACCACCCAUUCAGAACAGAGGGAAGAGAAACUACAGUUGUUUUGGGCCUACAUCCAGGCUAUGCUGACCAACCUGGAGACCAUGACCCUGGAGCGCAUCCACUCCAUGCUCCGGAUGUUCGUUGCCACGGGACCCGUUGUCACAGAGAUGGACGUGAAUGAGCUGCAGGCCUUCCUGCAGAGGAAAGUGCGAGACCAUCAGCUCAUCGUGUCCGCAGGUGUCUACAGACUGCCAAAGUCCACCAACUGAUGGGGAGAGGAGAUGAGGAGGAGGAGGAAAGAGGUCGAACUGAAAAACGGAGGAGGACCUGAGCCCUAGGACCAUGCCUCAGGACUACCUGGCAUGAUGACUCCUUGCUGUCCCCAGUCCACCUGGCCGUGCUGCUGCUCCAGUUUCAACUGUUCUGCCUGUAGCUAUGGAACCCUGACCUGUUCACCGGACAUGCUAACUGUCCCAGACCUGCUGUUUUCAACUCUCUAGAGACAGCAGGAGCGGUAGAGAUACUCUUAAUGAUCGGCUAUGAAAAGCCAACUGACAUUUACUCCUGAGGUGCUGACUUGCUGCACCCUCGACAACUACUGUGAUUAUUAUUAUUUGACCAUGCUGGUUAUUUAUGAACAUUUGAACAUCUUGGCCAUGUUCUGUUAUAAUCUCCACCCUGCACAGCCAGAAGAGGACUGGCCACCCCUCAUAGCAUGGUUCCUCUCUAGGUUUCUUCCUAGGUUUUGGCCUUUCUAGGGAGUUUUUCCUAGCCACUGUGCUUCUACACCUGCAUUGCUUGCUGUUUGGGGUUUUAGGCUGGGUUUCUGUAUAGCACUUUGAGAUAUCAGCUGAUGUAAGAAGGGCUAUAUAAAUAUAUUUGAUUUGAUGUAGUAGAGCUUGCUGAAAUGAAGUCCUGUGAGGAACUCCUGACCUCUAGUGGAUCAUUGUGGAAUCUUAGAUUUGUGUAUAUCAAAUUCGGCAUCGGAGUUUGUCAUGUGUACUACUUGCUUGGAUUUUGGUUUAUUCAACUCUCAUGGAUUUCAACACAA
Molecule: messenger RNA, 3906 nt
Organism: Oncorhynchus kisutch (coho salmon)
Lineage: Eukaryota; Metazoa; Chordata; Actinopteri; Salmoniformes; Salmonidae
Product: anaphase-promoting complex subunit 2-like
Exons: 15
Coding region: 704-3124 (806 amino acids)
Biological process (GO): metaphase/anaphase transition of mitotic cell cycle; protein K11-linked ubiquitination; ubiquitin-dependent protein catabolic process
Cellular component (GO): anaphase-promoting complex
Molecular function (GO): ubiquitin protein ligase binding
Source: RefSeq, a predicted model, not a curated record